ACGUGGUGGAAGCGGCCAGAUCAGUGGCCAGAUUGCAAGGACGGGGGGGACAAUGAUUCACAGCCCACGAGGUGCUGCUGCGUAGGGCAGAGGACGGACCGAUUGCGUUGGUGCCGCAGCUCCCCGCGCUUCUCCCUCCCGCUGCUCCUCUCAACUUCCAAGCUAUUCCCCCUGUCCCGUACUAAAUGCCUCCCUUCUUCUCCUACACCACCCUCCCCUACCAGCUCACGGAGGGCCCCUAUCCCAUGCGCGAGUUCUCGAAGUAUUUGGUGGAGCUAACUGACGUGGAGCCGCUGCCCUUUGCCGACGAAGAUGCGUGCGAGUUGCACCGUGCGCUGUACAAGUCGGUGGCGCUGGGGAUGUUCCGGUUCUUCGUGGAUCACGAAGACCACUGCAUCGGGGAACACUUCGUCGUCUACUACGUCAUCACGCGGCCCAAGCCAGCGGAGAAGGAAGGGACGGUCGCGCUGUACCCAUUCGCCCAGCUCCAGACGAUCGAUCCGGGAUUGUUGGAGCUCAUACACCUUGAGCUCCUCUCCAUUGCGCAGGUGAUCGCGAGCGAGGAGGAGGAGAUCCAACCGCGAUUGCGGACGGCGACGGCCCCACGGAGAACGUACAACGCGGUCGUCAUCCCGGAUCACAUUGCGCAGCGCGCGGAGAGAUUGGAGGACUUCCCCGAGGAAAGGCCGUUGCGGCCUCCCUCGUCGUAUCCCCGACCGGCGCCACCGAAGGCCCCCAAGAAGACGCCGAAGAGGAAGAGACGCCACCCAUCGCCAGGGGCGCAAGGUAGCAGGAUCGGCGGCAGCGAGGAGGUGAUUCAGUCCGCACGUCGGCGGAACCCGGACCCCGCGCCUGGGAGUGCGGCGAAGCUUGUUAAGGAGGUUGUCGUGCCAUCGCCGCCCGUUCCGCGUGUGCCCGAUCUCAACCUUGAUGGAGUCGGGCCAUCAUCAGCAGCAGCAGCCGGAGGAGGAAGCCGAAUGGGAUUACCGGAUCCCAUAUCCAGACCCCCCGUUCUCGCAGGACCUCUCCGUUCCCGCCAGCCGCCCCGGGGUGCCCCGGUCAUUGACAUUAGUAGUUCAUCCGAGCCGAACGGUCCAUCCGACCGAGGUGGGCUUCAUGGUGGAGCCCGCCACCAUCAGGCUCGAGGCCAUCGCGCGGGCGUCGCGCCCUGAUCCGGCAUGGGAGCCAUAUCUGACACCCCCUUUUCAAGGGUGUAUUGCGGCGCGAUUGGCUGGGACGCUCAUCUACGAGACCGGGCAGCGUCCCAAUGCGAUGUACCACUUCCUGGUCUUCGCGGCCCAGAAGCGGGAGCGGCGACCUUACACCGAG
This is a messenger RNA of Chara braunii, 1329 nucleotides long. Lineage: Eukaryota; Viridiplantae; Streptophyta; Charophyceae; Charales; Characeae. The record is from the annotation of a GenBank genome assembly.